Myodes glareolus (Bank vole) is the source of this 1479-nucleotide messenger RNA. Lineage: Eukaryota; Metazoa; Chordata; Mammalia; Rodentia; Cricetidae. The record is from RefSeq and is a predicted model, not a curated record.
AUGUGUGAGCUUGGGGGCUCGGUGGAAAUCGGGCAAGUACUCUUGGAGUUAGGUUUGCAGGCGUCGUCGUCGGUUCUCUCCUUCCAAUCCAUGGGUCUUGUGGAUCGAAUUCAGUCAUCCUCAGACUUGGGAAGAGGUCCUCAUCGGGAACAAGCAGGCCGGUAUUCAUCUAGCGGCACUGAACAGGAGUCCCAGAUGCCCAAACCGUGGUUACUACCCAGCAUUGCAGAGGAGGCCCUCUGUGGAACACACCUUCAGCCGCUGCGGCUCUUCUGUGACGAUGACCAAAUCACAGUUUGCAGCAAAUGUGUCCAGUGUCUAGAGCACAAGCAGCAUGUGAUAUAUGGGCUACAAGAGGCUGCUGAGUAUUACAGGGAGUUAUUCCGGGAAACACUGGUUACGCUGCGGGCGAAGCUGGAAGUACUUAAAUGCUACCUGACUGAUGAACAAGAGCGAGUGAUGAUGCUUCAGGAAGAAGAGCAGAGGUUUAAAGAGAUAAUCAAGGCUGAGUAUAAGAUGAGAUUCCUGUUACUAGCUGAAAAGAUGGAGCGGCGCUUUCUGAACCGGUCAGACUGCACCUUUGACCUGGAUGUGAAAGGAGCUCAUCAGAACCUACUGAGGGUGCUAAGUGAGGCGUUCAGUCUCAAGUCCCAGAAAAUGCUACAGAAACUUGGGCACCUGGGGAGACAGAAGGUGAGCAAACUGAAGGCGAACGCAGUCUGGGUUCGGAAGCACCUCUACAUCCUCCAGAAGACCAUUACAAAACUGGAGAAGAAGUGUGGGGAACCUGCCGCAGCAUUGCUCCAGGAUGCAAAGCGCUGGUUAGAAAGGAGUGAGUCUCUGUUGCUUCGGAACCUAAAGCCAGCUCGAAUCACAGACCUGAGCUCAUCCCUGGUGAUAAGAAUGAACAAAGCACUGCUAAGGCUACAAAGACAUGUCACUUUGGACCCAGACACUGCUCAUCCUUCCCUGGUCUUGUCUGAGGACUUCAGACGGGUGACAUUUGGAUAUAUACCACCGUGGUUGGCUGGUUCUCCAGAGAGACUGGAUUUCAGUGCGUCCGUGUUGGGUGCAGGGAGUUUCAGCUCAGGGAGGCAUUAUUGGGAGGUAUCUGUGGAACAGGCAACACAGUGGCAGUUGGGCAUAUGUGACUGUACAGAGACAAAGAACAAUGGACCCCAGGCUUCUGGAGAUAAGUACCUGCUCAUGGGGUCCAUGAUGGGGACAGAGUACACCUACUGGGUCUUUCCCCCUUUAAGAAAGGUCUCUCAGAGAAAGCAAACGCACAAAGUGGGAGUCUUCGUGGACUGUGGCUGUGGCCAAGUAUCAUUCUACAAUGUGGCAGAGCAAUCCGUCAUUUAUAGUUUCCUUGACCUUACCUUCCGAGGAACAGUUAAACCUAUAUUUUCUCUUUGUUUUCCAGUUGGAGAUGAGAGUACAAAUUCUCUUACUGUCUGUCUCCCUCAAAUGCAUUCCUGA